AUGACACCUUCCACACUCAAGGUCGGAUGUGCAGGAGCUGGGCGCAUGGGAAAGCGCCAUGCUAUGAACUUAUUGCAUCGCACUCCUCGCGCUGAUCUGGUUGCCAUUUUUACACCAGAUGCUGACGAGAGAGAAUGGGCAAAGGCCAACUUAGAGCCCUAUGGAGUCGCCAUCUACGAUGAUUACGAUUCUAUGCUUCAGCAUACUGGACUGGAGGCAGUUUUAAUUGCGACAGUGACAACAGUCCAUGCAGAACAGGCAAUCAAAGCCAUAAAUACUGGAAAACAUGUCCUCUGCGAAAAGCCUCUGUCGACCAGCGCUGAGAUCUCGCAAUCAAUAGUCGAUGCAGCAAAUAAAAGGCCAGAACUGAAGGUCAUGUGUGGUUUCUCCCGGCGGUUUGAUGCAUCUUAUCGUGAUGCAUGGACAAAGAUGUCCGCUGGCCUGAUCGGAAAGCCAUCGGUAAUCCGUAGCCAGACGUGUGACAAAAUUGAUCCGACUGGGGCUUUCGUGGCCUUUGCUGCUACCUCAGGUGGAAUUUUCUGCGACUGUUCGGUCCAUGACAUCGAUUUAAUACUCUGGUUUUACGGACAGGAGAGCAAGGUCAAGUCUGUGGUAGCAAGUGGUAUCACCAGUUUGCAUCCAGAGCUACGGGAGUACAAUGACUGCGAUAACGCAGUAGGAAUCAUUGAGUUCUACGAUGAUCGCGUUGCCUACUUGUAUUGUUCGCGCAUGAUGGCAGCUGGCCAGGAAGACACUACUGAGAUUAUCGGAACAAGAGGAAAGCUUGUGGUCAAUGGCCAUGCGCAACGAAACUUGCUCAGCAUUUUUGAUGCCUCCGGAGCGCGUCGGGAAUUACCAGCACACUACUACGAGAGAUUUGAAGUGGCAUUUGUGGACGAGGUCAACGAAUUUGUUGCUUCCUGCUUAGACGAUACCCAGCUUCCCAUGCAGCUUUCAGGUGCGGUAGAUGCAGUCAAGAUAGCUAAAGCGCUCCAGGACUCGCUUGUAAGCCAUCAACGCAUUUGGUUCAAGCAGAACGGCGAAAGAUCGGAUAAAGCACUCCUAUAG
This is a messenger RNA of Talaromyces stipitatus ATCC 10500, 1068 nucleotides long. Its product is annotated as NAD binding Rossmann fold oxidoreductase, putative. The transcript has 2 exons. Gene Ontology annotation, molecular function: nucleotide binding; oxidoreductase activity. Lineage: Eukaryota; Fungi; Ascomycota; Eurotiomycetes; Eurotiales; Trichocomaceae. Bases 1 to 1068 code for a protein of 355 amino acids. The record is from RefSeq and is a predicted model, not a curated record. Gene Ontology annotation, cellular component: cytoplasm. Gene Ontology annotation, biological process: NADPH regeneration.